Molecule: messenger RNA, 1779 nt
Organism: Schistosoma turkestanicum
Lineage: Eukaryota; Metazoa; Platyhelminthes; Trematoda; Strigeidida; Schistosomatidae
Source: the annotation of a GenBank genome assembly
GACAAACAUAUGAUCUAAGAUCUAAAACAUACGAACCGGUAAAUAGCCAUAAAGCCCAGUUAAACAGCAAAACCAAUUUAACUGAGUGGUCCCAGAUCUUUGUAAAAUGUUUUCGUAACACUUCAACCCCGAUAAAACCAAAUAUAUAUCAGCUUAUAUAAACUUGCCUUAACGAUCGAAAAUAGAGUGGACAUUGAGGGAGUAUCAGUAACUUGAGCCCAAUUUGAAUUUCAAAACCAGGCGGUUUGUUCAGUCCAGGUUUGUCAGUAUGGAGCAUGAAAUGGAAGAAUUAAUCACUCAAGGAAGGAGAGAUUUAGUUUGUGGUGAUAUUCACAAGGCAGUAGAUAGUUUUCAAAAAGCCUGUGAAGCUCUGUGAGUCUUGAUGAUGUUAAAUAAUCAUUAGGUCGAAAAUACAUGGUGACUUUCAUGAAGCUCUUGCUAUUCCUAACCUACUGUAUGGUACUGCACUUCUAGAAUUAUCACGAAUCGAGAGUUCAGUUAUUGGAAAUGCAUUAGAUGGAAUACCGGACGAAGAUAAAGAUGACUCUGAAUCGGACGAUGGCAUCAUUGAACCUGGGCCUGAAUUAUCAACUGAAGAAAAGGAAGACAUAUCCAAUCAAGUCAUAGACGCUAUGUGUGAAGAAAAAAAUCCGGAGAACGGUGAACAUAAAGAGUCUAGUUCAACUAACGAAGAUAUUGAGACUGUUAGUAAUAACGAUGCUGCUACUGAGAAUACGACGGAUGAUACCGUUAAAGAAGCUAAAGAUGAUGAAUCUAAUGAAUCUGACGAAGGUGAACCUGAGAACCAAGAUGAUGUUUCGGAUAAUCCUACAGACACGGAGGCCGCCAAAUCUAAUGAUAAUGAUGAUGAAGAUGAUGAUGUGUCUAGUCUUCAAAUCGCCUGGGAGGUUAUUGAAGUAGCCAAGAAACUGUUUUCACAAAAGGAGGACGACGCAAGUAAACUUAAUGUUGCCGAAUGCCUGGAAAAACUUGGUGAGAUUAGUCGUGAAAAAGAAGAUUAUGACCAGGCAGUUAUGGAUCUAAAGGAGUGCUUAGAAAUCCGUAAUACCAUUUUGGGUCAAAAAGAUCGUCGUGUUGCUGAAAGCCACUACCAGCUAGGAACAACGUAUGCCGUUUCUGGUGACCUAGAAAACGCAAGUAGCUCUUUCAAAGCUUCAGUCGAGUGUCUCAAGUUGCUGGCUGAAGAUCUCAAGUCUAAAAUUGAAGCUGAUGACCAAAAAGAAGAAGAAAAAGAACUUCUCCGAAUUAGUCUCAAAGAAAUAGAGCUUUUAAUACCAGACGUCCAGAGUCGUUGUGCAGAUAUUGAAGAAGACAGGUUGACUGAAGGCAUCAAGAAGACAGAUCAUCCUAUGAAAUCGUGCUCCAAUGGCGCUAGUGUUCCAACUGAUGACAUAUCACACUUAGUGAGGAAAAAACGACCAGUUUCUGGCACAGCACCCGUAGAGAAUAUUAAUCCUGAAUUAAAUGGUCAUGAAAAUCCGACCUCCAAGAAGGUUAAGCUUAUGAAUGCGAAUGGCGAAACCACGCCUGUUGAGAACGGUGUUUAGUUAGCUGAUGUAUUUAGAACCGAUUCCAAAGAAAUGCAUUUAAUUUUUAUAGAUUUUGUCAAGAAGUUUUGUUACAUAUGAUUUAUUUACAGAUUACUUAUUACGAAAAUGAAAUUCUUGUGUUUCCUUCAAUGUGUUAUCGUUUUUUAGGAUUGAACAACAUUGUUAAUGUUUUUGAUAUUCCAAGCCGCUAUAACCAAUUAAAAUUUAC